AUGCAGUUCGAGCAGCCUCCGUCCGCCCGGCGCGCCCCCACCUUCUACGCGCGCCGCGACGCCGACGCGUGGCAGCUCCUCGGCGCGCUCCUGCCGCGGCGCGCCGCCACCACCCGCCACGUCCAGCAGGCGCACGCCCGCCUCGCCGUCCUCGGCCUCGCCACCGCGCGCUUCCUCCCGCAACUCCUCGCCGCGCUCCCCCGCCUCCCGCACCCGCCACCGCCGAUCGAGGACGCCUCCUCCUACCCGCUCUCCCUGUUCCGCCGCUCCAACUCCUCGUCCGCCUUCGCGUCCAACCACCUCCUCCGCGUGCUCCCGCACCCUCUCCCGCUCCGCCUCUUUCCCGGCCUCCCGCGCCGCAACCCGCACUCCUUCACCUUCCUCCUCGCCUCCCUCUCCGAUCACCUCGACGCCGGUCACGCCACCGGCCCAGCCCCCUCCUUCCUGGGCUCCCACGUGCACGCGCUGGCCGUGAAGGCUGGCGCGGCGGGCGAUCUCUACGUGCGGAACGCGCUCACACACUUCUACGGCGUCUGCGGCGACGUGGGGGCGAUGCGGUUGAUGCUCGACGAGCUGCCGCGCGUGCGGGACGUGGUGACUUGGAACGCGGUCCUUGCCGGCUACGUCCGAGCGGGCAUGCUCCGGGCAGCACGGGAGGUGUUUGAUGAAAUGCCGGUCAGGGACAGGGUUUCUUGGAGCACGGUGAUGGGCGGGUAUGUGAAGGAAGGGGAGCUGGACGUGGCGCUGCAGGUGUUCAAGGAUAUGGUGCAGAAGGGGGUGAGGGUAAAUGAGGCUGCGGUCGUGACGGCAUUGUCGGCGUCUGCGCAGCUGGGUUUGCUUGAGCUUGGGAGGUUUGCGCACGAGGUUGUCCGUAGAGAAGGGAUGCCGGUCAGUGUGAACGUAGGGACCGCGCUGGUGGAUAUGUAUUCCAAGUGCGGGUGUGUGGCAGUGGCCAGGGAAGUUUUCGAUGCGAUGCCGAGCAAGGACGUUUUUGCAUGGAACGCCAUGAUUUGCGGGCUCGCUGCUCAUGGGUUUGCACGGGAUGCCGUGGAACUCUUUGAACGGUUUCUCGAUGAGGGUUUGUGCCCAACAAAUAUUACGUUUGUUGGUGUGCUGAAUGCGUGCAGCCGUUCUGGUCUUGUCGCUGAAGGGCGGCGGUACUUCAAGUUGAUGGCAGAAAAAUAUAGUGUUGAGCCAGAAAUGGAGCAUUACGGAUGCAUGGUUGAUCUUCUGGGCCGUGCUGGUCUUGUUUCAGAAGCCAUCGAAUUGAUAAAAGGGAUGCCUAUUGCACCUGACCCAGUUCUCUGGGGCACUGUACUCUCGGCUUGCAAGACACAUGGCCUGGUGAACCUGGGGGUUGAGGUUGGCAACAAGCUAAUUGAACUGGAGCCAGCUCAUGAUGGCCACUAUGUCCUCCUUGCAAGUAUAUACGCCAAAGCAAAGAAAUGGGAUGAAGUCAGGGAAGUCAGGAAAUUGAUGUCUAGUCGGGGUACCAGCAAGUUAGCUGGCUGGAGCUUGAUGGAGGCACAAGGAAACGUGCAUAAGUUUCUAGUAGGAGACAUGGAUCACAAGGAUUCUGUUCGGAUAUAUAAAAUGCUUGACAUGAUUAACAGAAGGUUAGCAGAUGCAGGGUAUGUACCAGAUGUGUCAUCUGUAUUGCAUGACAUUGGAGAUGAAGAGAAGGUGCAUGCAAUCAAGGUGCACAGUGAGCGGCUGGCAAUUGCUUAUGGGUUCAUAGUUACGGAAGUUGGCAGCCCAAUCCGUAUUGUUAAGAAUCUCCAGGUGUGUGGGGAUUGUCAUGAAUUCAGUAAGAUGGUGACAAAGGUUUUCAAUAGGGAGAUUAUUGUGAGAGAUGGUAGUAGAUUCCAUCAUAUGAAAGAAGGAAGGUGUUCUUGCCUUGACUACUGGUAGUUACUUGGCUGACUGGUUUUUCUGUUAAUUGAAAGAAGGGAGAUGUUCUUGCCUUGACUAUUGGUAGUUAGUUGGCUGACUGGUUUUUCUGUUAAUUGAACCCGUAUAAUUUAGCACAUAAUUUUGCUGGAGUCAAAGAGUUGGUGGCUGGCAGAGAGGUUCUAGUUUCAAGCAAAUCCCAAUUCAUGUGCCAUACGCAGCUCCUGGCGCUCAAGUCUGUAGCUGGAUGGGACAUGGAACGACAUUCUUACUUGUGAUGUUAGGCAUUUUACGCAUGCGGAACUCAUGGAGUGUGUAAUAGCUCUACAGAUGAUCCACACAAGGAUAUAUCAGGAAGUCUCGGGAAAGUUAGAGCAAAAAAAGGGAGGGAAAAUCAAAUUUGUAGCAGGCUAAUGGUGAUCCACAAAAAGAUUGUAGUUAGACAGUGCUGCAAAGAAGAGGUCUUUCGAAUACGGGAAGCCCAAGAUGCCAAUAUAUCCUAUAGUUAUGUUUUAGGCAUCGCUUGAUAAUCCAGAGUACAGUGGGGACGUAAAUGCCUAAAGGAGGUUGUUUCAUUUGUGGUUUGAACAAUAUAGUUUAGGGAAGCAAUCAAGUGAUUUUCAUC
Molecule: messenger RNA, 2515 nt
Organism: Lolium rigidum
Lineage: Eukaryota; Viridiplantae; Streptophyta; Magnoliopsida; Poales; Poaceae
Product: pentatricopeptide repeat-containing protein At3g62890-like
Exons: 2
Coding region: 1-1911 (636 amino acids)
Biological process (GO): RNA modification
Molecular function (GO): zinc ion binding; protein binding; RNA binding
Source: RefSeq, a predicted model, not a curated record